Salvia splendens (bonfire salvia) is the source of this 4247-nucleotide messenger RNA. RefSeq names its product plant-specific TFIIB-related protein PTF2. The record is from RefSeq and is a predicted model, not a curated record. Lineage: Eukaryota; Viridiplantae; Streptophyta; Magnoliopsida; Lamiales; Lamiaceae. The coding region runs from base 484 to 2037 and encodes 517 amino acids. Gene Ontology annotation, biological process: DNA-templated transcription initiation; transcription preinitiation complex assembly. The transcript has 2 exons.
AAAAUAAUCUAAUACAAACGCCAUGCCCAAGCUCUACAAACUAAACCCCAAAAUCCUAAUCUCUUCCGUUUCGGCCGCCUCGGAAAAAUUGGUGUCCGCGCGCAGAGAGUAGUGGCGGCCAAAUAGUCUGUGAGGUAAAAAUCCACUCUCUUCCUCGGCAGUCGUUUCUCUUAGGCUGUAAUUGUUUUAAUUGAAGUAUAAAUUUUAUGUUUCAUAAUAUUAUUCUCUCUUUUUUUUUAUCUGCAUCCUUGUACAAAGGUUGCAAUUUGGAUGUCUAUAUGAUUAGUACAUGGUAAUCAUAUAAGCAGUCUAGAAUCAAUUUGGAUGUGUAUGUGUUUAGUUCAUCGAUGUCAUUGAUAAAUCAAUCGAUAAUUUAUCUGCGAAAUGUGCCAAAUAAUCAAUACAUUUUCUCUUUAAGUUCCAACAUUUUAAAAAAGUCAGUAAGUGCUUGUACCUCACUGAUUUGAUUGUUUCAACGAAAAGAUGGAAAGUUCUCGCGCCUGCGAGCGCUGCAGGAAGAGGACGCUAGUCCCUGAUAAUGAAACAGGUAAUAUGGUCUGCACGUCGUGCGGAAUCCUCCAACAAUUCGAUAAUUUUGAAGUGCCUACUGCCGGCAUUACUGGCACCAACGUUCACCUCGGAACCUCUGGCACCGGCACUGUCCAUGAUUACAAGGAAACUAAAAUCUAUCAUGCUCAAAACUUGAUUGACGAUUUUAUGUUCAAGUUGGAUUUUUCUGCCCAGAAAUCGCAAGAGGUUAGGCUUUUGAUUGAGAAGGUCACUGAUGGAGAAUACGGCCAAGGGGAUUGGUUUUCUGUUCUGAUUGGGGCAUGUUCUUAUAUUGUGAUGAGAAAGGAUCAGAAGAUGAUGCCCAUUGUUGAAGUGGCUGAUACAGUUUGUUGCGAUGUGUAUGAAUUAGGGCGGAUGAUUGGACGGGUGGUUGAAUUUGUUGAUUUGAAGUUGCCUGAGUUUGAUAUUGUGAAUGCUUUUGAGCGAGCAAUGACGAGCAUCCCUAGUUUUACUCAUGUGGCGGCGGAUUUGGUUAAGAGGAUGCUGCAGCAAGGGGUGUUUUUGGUGCAGUGUUUGAUCAAGUGGUUUGUUACGACGGGAAGGAGACCAAUGCCAGUGGUGGCUGCAGUCUUGGUUUUUGUUGCACAAUUGAAUCAAGUAGAUAGUGUGAAGAUCGAAGAUGUGGCAAUGGAGUUGCACGUGACAAUAAGCACCUGCAGGUUAAGGUAUAAAGAGCUUCUAGAGAGGCUUGUCGAGGUCGCACAGGUGCUGCCUUGGGGGAAGGAUGUGACGGUGAAGAAUAUUUUGAGGAAUGCCCCAUCUGUGAUGCAAUACAUGGAGAUGAUAUCGUUCAGUCGAGGUGGAAAACAACGUUUCAGCUGUGAUGUGGAAGAGAUUGUGGGGGACUGCUUGAGUAAAGACAUUGGAUAUGGAUAUGAUACCCUCAAUAUGGAAGAAGAUUGCAGCAGCAGCUCUAAAUAUUUUGAACCGAACUGUUUGCCUAGCGAUUGUCCUGAUAAAUUUCAAAUCUCUCAUGAGUGUUUGACAUUGAUUUAUUCAAAUUACUUGGAGGGGAUCUCUGCCAUUGAUGUAGUGAAUCCAAGGAAAAGGCAAAAAGGAACGUUUGAUCUUCACGGAUAUACUGAGUGGUGGAGUGGGAAAUCGGAGAUGAGCAAGAAGAUGAUUCUGAAGGAUAUAUUGGAGAAGGAUGUGGGAUUGGAUGCUCGGCCGCCAUCUUUCAAUAGAGCGUGCUUGGCUAGGGCUGAGAGGCGAGAAAAGAUUAAGGCCGCAAAGCUGCGCAUAUUGAGGAUUAUGCGUCCUAAAAGUGGUGGGGGCAAUGAUCUUACUGUAUCUGCGCCAGAGAAAGCGAGGAAAAAGACGAGGAAAAGGAAAUGUGGUGUGGAGAUUGAGUGGGAAGAUCUCAUAAUUGAAACUCUGCUCCUUCAUAACGUGAAGGAAGAGGAGAUAGAAAAAGGACAUUACAAUGCUCUGUUAGACUUGCAUGUGUUUGCUCAUGUUAAUGAAUGAUGAAGCCUCCGUUAAGAUUUAUGGUUCUCAUCACCUAAACCAAAAUAGUCCAUUCUGCAUAACACAUGCAUGAAGUUUUGUGAAACACCAAAUUUUUGCAUAUGAGUGAUUCAAGUAAGUAGCUUCAGCCAUUAGAAUUUUUAUCUUGUUUUACUUAAUUAAAUGUUUAUUUUGGAUCAACGAUAACUGAGGAAUGAGAAGUAUGUUUUGCUUAUAUGUGUGUUUUUGCUAUUAUUUUUAUUGACUUGCAGAGUACUUCGUGCUCCAGUGGUUUAACUUAGAGAAUAUGACCAACUUUAGCAUAUUGAUGAUUUUAAGAGCAUAUUUUAUGUUAUUUAAAUUAUAGCACUUAGUAUUUUUUUUUUGGACUGAUAAAUCAAUCUGGCUUCACUUUGUACCUUUAGACUGAUAAAAUCAUUCUGGUUUCAUGUAAAUUCCUGAAUUAUACUACUGAGUGGGAAUCAUAUUAGUCGCUUGCAAAACAUAUUCUCCACUGCUUGCUGAGACCAACUAGCUUGGUAGGAACUAGGAAGUUAAUUGCAUAUGUUUACACCAAUGGACAGCUUCUGCCACAUGUUUAGACAGCCAUGUCCUUGUCGAAUAUGAAGCUCCAAGGUCUAGAGCAGGCUGCUGAGAACUUAUCAUUAGUUCAAAGACCAUGUCCAGUGUCCUACCAAGACAUCCCUUUUGCACCUAGCAACUAUGGAUAUUCAAACAUCUAUCCUGAAUGAUCAACCACUAUUGCAAAUUUGCAAUGAGCAGAUUGCACAGUGAAGUGUCAACUAAAGAGAUACAAGACCGUCUGAAUUCAUCAGUGUACUUGCAUAAAUAUUUCAGGGAAAUUGUUGAUUCAGAUUCAGGAAUAUGAUCAUAAUGGAAAUCAUGAAAAUCAAAAUAGCCAGGAUUCCCGGUAAAAGGCUGUAUAGAUUUUGUAUGGAAUCUGGGGACAGCAACUUAAUGGGAUAUAUCUCUUUCAGAAUUAACUUGAGACAGCUUGAAAAAGUUUACCGAAAUUUACUUCUGACAGUCAGUCUACCUGGAUUUGAAGGCCCUGCAAGUGAGAGAGCAAUGGACAAAGAGUUCAAAGAAGGAUGAGCUUUGGGAGAAGGCUCUUGAAUGUAAUGCUUAGCGUGUUCUUAAAUUGAUAGUUGAGCUGGAAGGCUUAUGGGUGAAACUAGGACAGUACCUAUGUACAUGAGUUGACGUACUUCCCCCAAAGCAGCUGCAGGACUCUCUCCCCCCUCCGCAAACUGGAAGAGGUACUUACUACUUAAUUUAUUGUAAAGCGGAAACAAUUUAAAAAAGCAAAAUGAAGUCUCAUGAUGCAUCUGGAAAAAAGUAUAUUAAUAUGAACAUGUAACUACUGCCAUAUAGGUUGAUGUAAUAGAAAAGGCCUUAAUAAAUAUGGUAUAUUACUAUAUUUAUGGUCCUUUUGUGAGGGCUAUUGUAAGGACUACAUUAUCACCAAUGCACUAAAAUGCAAUUCAGCAACUUUAAGUCUUGUAGCUUAGACCAUUGAAGAGAAGAUAUAUUAAUAUCCUAGUUCCUUGCCUUGAUUGACUUUCUUUUGUGAAAGGGUUAUGAUUAUCAUUGGAAGUGGUAUUAGCAUUAUUAAUUUAUUAUGGUGGUUGUUAUUAUUCACUUUUAUUAUCGUGAGAUGUGGUAAUGAUGGAAAAUUUGAGAAUGAUAAUAAGAUAGAUACAUGGGGGCUAAAUUAUCACACCUAGAAAAAACAAGCUUUGAUAAUUCUUUUGUAAGUUUGAUAGAGAUCGUUCCCUGCAGAUUAUCUUUAAUUAGCUUGUUUAGUAGGAGUAGUAAUUUAUUCUUAUUGCUGUCUGGACUCUGGAGUCUAGUUAUUACUUAUAAGUGGAGUGUUAAGAGAGUGAGGGUUGGAUUAUAAAUAGCUCCUCAAUGGAAGGGCAAUGUGUCUUGGAUAUUGCCUUUACUCCAUCAACUGGUGUGGUGAACGAGGGUGAAUACCCGGACCUAUGGUGCUCGUUGGGAGAAUUUAAAGGCACUCAAGGAAUCAUCCAGCUGGCUUUUGCACUUCCAAGGUGUCCACGGAGGUGCGGAGUUUGACAUGAUCCAAGCCAUGGCGGCACAGCUCGCCCACAAUCAUGGCCAGCAGCAUGGGUUCAACUGAAAUAGAUUUGUCGAUGUAACAAAUUUUACGUUGAACUAUCUCCACUAAAAUCAACUUUAUUUUAUUA